AUGCAUUAUGGAGGACUAAUAGAUAUGAACUCUAACCUCCUCCAGCAAGAAGACACCUCCCCUCAGGAGCACCAAUCUUUUCUAGAACUGUCUUCCCAAAUUUUGCUAUCUAGUCCAAUCUUGGAGCCCAAGGAUCUCAUAUCACAGGAUCCAAAUACUAGCCCUUGUAUUCAGUCUCUAGAUCUUAAACCUGACACCCAACCAGAAAAUCCAAAUCUGCUAAUAUCCUCAACAGAUCAAUCAAUGGAGUCUAUAUAUAAGAGACAUUAUGAGACUUUGGGGAGAGUCCCUAGAGAUCUUAAUCAAGCACUUUUCAAUCCUAGAAGCUCAGAUGAACCUGAAAACAUUUCAAACACUCUUCAAGACAACAUGGAUAGCAGUAACUUUUUUAAUGUGAUACCCAACAACAGAGAGGACACUGAAAAGAACAGCCACUCUGAGUUCCAGUCACCUCCCUGUAGUUCCAAUGCAUUCUCCCUAAUGAUGGCAGAUUCUGAACACAACCCUUCCACCAGUGGAUACAGCAGUGAACAGCCAGCAAAAGCAAGAACUCAGAAAGACCUGAUUAGGACCCUGAAAGAGCUGCGGUCAUUUCUGCCCCCAGAAAAGAAAGGCUGCAGCAAAUCCAGUACUGCUGCGUCACUCAGAUAUGCUCUGCGCUGCAUCCAGCAGGUCAAAGCAAAUGAAGAAUAUUACCAGCUGCUGAUGGCUAAUGAUAAGCAGCCAUGCAGACUGGAUGUGUCAUGCUACACCGUCCAUGAGAUAGAAAGCAUCACCUCUGACUACACAAGAAACAACACAGAUGUGUUUACUGUGGCAAUAUCCUUAGUCACUGGGCGGAUCCUAUAUAUUUCGGAGCAAGCUUCAAUGGUCCUGCGCAGUGGGAGAGAUUUGUUUUCACAAGUUCGGUUUGUGGAACUUGUGGCACCACAGGAUGUCAGUGUCUUCUACAGCUCCACUAAUCCAUACAGACUGCCAUCUUGGAGCCUAUGCAAUGGACCAGACUUGGUGUCUAUGGAGAGUUUGGAGGAGAAAUCAUUUUACUGCCGAAUCAGCUGUGGACGGGAGUCACAUAAAGAAAUCUGUUAUCAGCCCUUCCGUAUGAUGCCAUACUUGAUCCGUAUGAAGGAUGGAGAUAACAUGGAGGAGCAAUUGUGUUGUGUUCUGUUUGCAGGGAGGAUGCACUCUGGGUAUGAAGCCCCACGGAUACCAGCAGAUAAACGUAUCUUUAUAACCACCCACACUCCAAGUUGUCUAUUCCAGGAUAUAGAUGAGAGAGCUGUUCCCUUGCUGGGGUAUCUGCCCCAGGAUUUGAUUGGCACUCCUAUAAUUCUGCAUUUGCAUCCCAGUGACCGACCACUUAUGAUUGCUAUUCAUAAGAAAAUUCUCCAGUAUGGAGGGCAGCCUUUUGAUUCCUCUCCAAUGCGAUUCUGUGCCCGUAAUGGGGAAUACAUCACCAUAGACAGCAGCUGGUCCAGUUUCAUAAACCCCUGGAGCCGCAAAGUGUCCUUCAUCAUUGGAAGACACAAAGUCAGAAUGGGUCCUGUUAAAGAAGAUGUCUUCUCUGCUGCCCCUUGCACUGAGAAUCGGUCAAUGCAUCCUGAAAUUCAGGAAAUCACAGAGCAGAUCUAUCAGAUCCUACUUCAGCCUGUCCAUAAUAGUGGCUCAAGUGGAUAUGGCAGUCUGGGCAGUAACGGAUCCCAUGAAAACCCGUUAAGUGCAGCAUCAUCCAGCGACAGCAAUGGAAACCUUAAUGAGGACAUGAAGGACAAGCAUACGACUUCUCUUGAGCAAGCUGCUGAGAUUCAGGUGAACAGUGGUCUUGAAUUUAAAGAUCAACAAGAGCUUGAGAAAUCCCCACAAUCAGGUUACCAUUCUGUAGCUAGUACUGACAAACAAAACACUGUGCAAGAAACAACCGGAGGAUUUAUGCCCUCUCAGGGCAAAGAGUUGCCAGUAAUGAAGCCGUCCUAUUCCUACCAGCAAAUCAAUUGUCUGGACAAUGUUAUUAGAUACCUAGAGAGUUACAGCAUCCCAACAACAAGUAAACGCAAGAGAGUUCCAACUGGCAACAAUAUCUCUUCUGCUUCAGAUGACCAGUUACAGACACAGAGGCAGAAUUUAAAGCUACAAGCCAGGAACCCAGACUUUGUGACAGGGUUAGGACUAGAUACCCAAUCAGUCUUACAGCCUUUACACAAGAUGAUUAAUUCUAUACCCCAGUCAACAUUCACCCCCUUUUCUAAGCCAGGUCCUAUCCAUAGCACUGCUUUUCUUCCCAUGAGUUUAUCAAAGUCCACACCCUGCACAUCCCCCCCAAAAGUGUCUGUGCCUGAGUCUGAUCCUGAACCUGCACCAACACCAGGAUCUGUUUCCUGCCUGUCCUUCAGCUCCCAGACUGUGCCAGUUUGUGCUCCUGACACCACUCUCACCAGCCUCUCCAUGGACCCAAAGCCAGAGAGCGUGGUGUCCUUCACCAGCCACUGCAGCUACAGCAGCACAAUUGUACAUGUUGGGGACAAGAAGCUGCAACAAGAGACAGAGCUGGAGGAUUAUUUAGCAUCAAUGGACGUUCCCUCGCCUGCUCCUGGCACGGCAGAGAAGAAGUCAUUCAAGCAGUUGGGACUAACCAAAGAUGUGUUGGCAGCUCACACUCAGAGAGAGGAGAAUGAUUUCCUUACUGGCUUUAUGGACAUGAAGAAACUUAGUGACUUCCACACCCGGUGUAACAGCUACCUACAUGAGAGGCCUAGAGCCCCCAAUACGGCUCUAGAUCGUGCACCUAAUACUUUAUGGAAAAAAAGUGGGAAGACUCGAAAGCCCAAAGCAAAGCGUGUAUGUCCAGAGUCAUGGGACAGCAGCAGUUCUGGCCUCGCACAGAUACCUCGUUGCCCCCUUCCUGGUCUCAACACUACAGCUUGGUCCCAAUCAGAAACCUCUCAUGCCAGUUAUCCUCCAUACCCUAUUUUGCCUGCAUAUUCUAUUCCUAUUAUCCCUCCACCACAGAUGCCAGUGCCAAAUGAAACACCACAUGAGCCUCUAUCCAGCACUUGCCCCAUACCACCUUUCCCAAAUCCAAUGCUUCCUCCUAUGGUGGCUGUUAUGCUGCCUAACUAUAUGUAUGCCACUAGCAUUCCACCUAAUAUUCACCCAUUGACAACGGCACAACCUAUAAUCUCUGUUCAACCACCCUCUCUCCCUAAUCCUCAACCUACCUUUCCAGUUACAAAUACACCCUUUACUGUUCUGCAACCUACGUUUCCUGUUGCACAGCCUAUAUUUCCCUUUCCUCCGCCUCCAUUUCCAGUUCUGCCACCAUUACAUACACCACUGCCAUCACAAAACCUGGCUGAGCCUUUAACUAAUCCGCUUCCCCCUGUCUCAAAGAACAUGAAGACCCUUUCCUGCUCCUCUCUUCCUCGGAAUCCCCUAUCUCCUCCUCUCUUCCAGUCUCGCUGCAGCUCUCCAUUACAGCUCAAUCUACUGCAGUUAGAGGAGACACAGAAAGAAUGUACAGAUGGGAUUAUAAGAAAUGUGUACAGGGGAAUGCCAGUCAGCAAUGUUGUAGCAUCUCAAUCCUGCAAUGAAUUUGAAACAGUCCAUCCCCAGCCUGGAUCUUCUGCAGUUGCUUACACAAGUGAAGCUUUGUCCACCUGCAGUGACCUGCUUGACCUCCUUUUGCAGGAAGAUGCAUCUUGUGGGACAGAGUCUGCUUGCUCUGAUUGUCUUACAUCUGGAUCCCAUGGACCUGAAACCACUGAUAGUCAAACGGGGAGCAGCCUGACUAGCUGUAGUAGCAAGUACUUUGGCAGCGUGGAUUCAUCAGAGAACAUUCAACAACAAGUAGUUCAAUCUCUCGAGAGCAAAAGCAUGAAUUAUAUUCUGCAGGACCCCAUGUGGCUGGUCAUGGCCAACACAGAUGAAAAAGUAAUGAUGACAUACCGGAUACCACAAAGAGAUCUAGAUGUAGUUCUACAACAGGACAGAGAGAAACUAAAAUCAUUGCAGAAGCUCCAACCUCAUUUCUCUGAGUUGCAGAAGGAGGAACUGGGGGAAAUCCAUCCCUGGAUACAUAAAGGAGGAUUGCCACAGGCCAUAGAUGUAAAGGUGAGUGAUGGAUGAGGUGUUUUAUUCCCAUUUGCUAAUAAUAUUUAAAGUAUAUUUUCCUUUACACUGUACAGUAAUAUUAGUUAAU
Messenger RNA from Bombina bombina (fire-bellied toad), 4195 nucleotides. Its product is annotated as period circadian protein homolog 2-like. Gene Ontology annotation, cellular component: nucleus; cytoplasm. The record is from RefSeq and is a predicted model, not a curated record. Bases 1 to 4122 code for a protein of 1373 amino acids. The transcript is spliced from 22 exons. Gene Ontology annotation, molecular function: transcription corepressor binding; transcription cis-regulatory region binding. NCBI's taxonomy places the organism in Eukaryota, Metazoa, Chordata, Amphibia, Anura, Bombinatoridae. Gene Ontology annotation, biological process: entrainment of circadian clock by photoperiod; circadian regulation of gene expression; negative regulation of transcription by RNA polymerase II.